This is a messenger RNA of Pseudozyma hubeiensis SY62, 2925 nucleotides long. RefSeq lists its product as hypothetical. Lineage: Eukaryota; Fungi; Basidiomycota; Ustilaginomycetes; Ustilaginales; Ustilaginaceae. Bases 1 to 2925 code for a protein of 974 amino acids. The transcript has 2 exons. The record is from RefSeq and is a predicted model, not a curated record.
AUGCGUUUCGUCAAGGACUCGGACGCUGCUUUGCUCGCAUCGCGGGCGCGCUUCGCUGCAUACAUCACACAGAUCCUGGACUUUCUCGUCUUCUACCCACACAUUGCAACCAUGUCGAAAGCGGUCUCGCAGCGGGCAUCUGCCAACUCGCUCCGCAGCAAUCAGAGACAGCACAAACGACACGUCUCGCUUCGUAACCUUCCCGACCAGCCUGGACCCGAAGAUCACAUCCCCCCUGCACUCGCUCUAGAAGCGCCUUCGCCUCGCGAUUCUGCCUUCUCCUUCAGCUCGACGGAACAACACCUUGGCGCAGGAACGUCGAACACAAACAGUGCCGCGCAGACGGCUCGCAACGGUACCUUCCUCGGCACUGCACCGUCCGUCAGCCGAAACAGCAGUCACAUCCGUCGUCCCACCACCGAAGCGGAUGCGCAAGAGAUCGACCGUCUGCUCGAAUCCGAGGGCGAAGAUGGCGUCAACCUCAUCAAGGUCGUCGAGCGUCAGGAUGUGUUUCACCUGAUCCACGAGAUCCGCGCAGAUCUUCGCAAGACCAUCGACACGCAUCUCAGCUGGGAAGAGCUCACCUCGGUCGAUCUCAACUUUUCGCUGGUCCGACCGCUGGCGAUCAAGUACAGCAACUUUCGCUCGAUCGCCAUCCUCUACUGCCUCAUGCUCAAUCGCAUCUACUUUCAACGCGAGGCGACGCGCGAUCUCGCUUUCCAGUCGGUCAAUAAUACUCGUGCUACGCUGUGCGAGCUGCUGGCGAUGAAGCUGCUCCGCACAUUUUCGAACGACGGUCUCGAGCUUGUCACGUCGCUCACUGCGAGCUUCCAUCCGUUAGCCGGCGCUAAUUACCAGGAGCUGAAAGAGCUGCAGCUGUCGACAUCACACGUCGACUUGGAAGACAUUGUCAAGCACGGUCUUGCUGCCAAGCAGUACUCGAACACGCUCGAACUGGCCAUCGCAUCGUCGGCCAAACGCUUCAUCUCGACGCCGCUCUGUCAGCGCUGCAUCGACGGUAUCUGGCACGGCAAGGUGGUGCUCUCUCCGAUGCAGGCGUCGCAUGCCAUCCUCAACGAUAGCUACAAGAAACGGCCGCUCAGCAUCUACGACCCGACCAAGGCGCCUUUGCUCAAUCACUUGCGUCUCCGCGUUCCGUCGAUCCGCAGCAAGCUCGAAUUCGUCACGUUUGUCGUCAUUCUGAUUCUGUACGUCGCGGCAUUGGCGCAGAAGGGGAGUCCGACGUGGACGGUUCAAGAGACGCUUUUCUCGAUCUGGCUGUUCGGGUUCGCUGUAGACGAGUUGGCACAGCUGCAGGAGCACGGAGUGUCGCACUACCUCGGCACGCUGUACAACCUCAUCGACGCCAUGUUUUGCAUCAUCGGCUUUUGCUGGUUCGGUCUUCGCGUCUCGGCCCUUCAACACGGCUUGCCGGCGCGGAGCGAUCUCAGCUUCGACUGCUUGGCAUUGGGGGCGGUGCUGCUGUGCCCUCGUGUGGCGAGCUCGUUGGUGCAGGACAAUGUGGUGUUGCUCAGCCUGAAAGCUAUGCUUUCUGACUUUGCCUUUUUCACGGUGCUCGCCAUGAUCUGCUUUUCGGGUUUUGCGUAUGCGUUCUACUCUCUGGCUGCCGAAGAGCGAUGGACGUUCAAGGCGGUGCUCUGGUUGAUGCUCAAGGUGUGGUUCGGCAGUUCCUACCUCGGAUUCGACGAAGCGGAAAGCUUCUCGCUCACGUUCGGUCCCCCACUCAUGAUUAUCUACACCAUCAUGAGCAACACUCUGCUGCUUACCGUCCUCAUCUCACUGCUCAGCAACACGUUCCAGGUGGUGGCGAUGAACGCCAACGAGGAAGCCAUGUUCCAGUUCGCAUGCAAGACCAUGUCCGGUAUCACCACGGAUGCGAUUUUUUCGUAUCAACCUCCACUCAACCUGCUGGCGGUGGCGGUGGUGAUGCCGUUGAGCUUCGUGGUAUCGCCGAGAUGGUUGCACAAGAUCAACGUGUUUCUGAUACGGCUGACGAGCUUCCACGUGUUGUUGAUCAUACACUUUGCGGAGUUGAACGUGUUUGGACAUGGGAUCAGUUUGACGGCGGAGAAGGGGAGGGGGUUGUUGGGGAAGUUGGGUGUCCUUGGUUCCGGAUUGGAUGGAGCGAGUGCGGAUGUUAUUGAGGCUGCGUUUGAUUAUGUGCCGGAGGAGGAUAAGGACGAGUGGGAGGGAGUGGGAGCGUCGGGGGAUGAAGCCGAUGGUGAAGCCGACGAGGACGGUGGAGAUGGGAAAGGUGGGAAUUGGGAGGAGAGAGCGGCGAAUCAGUUGGAGCAUGAUUUGACGGCUGAACCGCAGCCUGGAACUGGUUCUGCGAUCGCCUCGAGCCACCACCAGCAUGCCCAGCAGCCCACUGAUGCCGGUGCUUCAUCAACGCAAGAAGCCAUGCCACGAACAUUUACGCAAUCCUCGAUCGCCAACAGCGUCACUUCGCGCCGAACCCGUGACGCUCCGGUAAACCGAUCCGUCCAACUGCUUCGACGUGGACCGGAACCGCGUGGACUCGGUUCGCUCACCUCACCCCUCGCCAAGCUAUUCGGCUCCAUCGAUCCCAACGAACUCGAACGCGAGAUCCCACGGCGGUCCGGAUCCAAACGCAGAGUCGACGAUCCACGAUCGCAAGAAUCCAGUCCUACGCGUCGUCCUCGCAGAUCCAUCACACGAUCUGACUCGAACCGCGACGCAAGAAGUGGAUCUGCUCUCACCGCGAUAGGAGAAGCAACAGGCUCCUCCGCAGCAGCGGCAGCAUCAGAUGUGGAGUUUAGCAGCAAGGACAGCGUCGAAAACGAGCUGAGGGACGUGGCAAGAAGAGUGCAGGAGAUGGAGGCGAGAGGAAAGAGGAUGGAGGAUCUGCUGUUGAAGCUGCUCGAGAAGCAGACGCGAUAG